AUGAAACCUUUAAUAAAUUUAGAUUUUAGUGAAGUCAAAUUCGAUAAUGAAUAGAUCCCUAAUUACACAAGAGAAUUCAUGGAUCAAAUGAGAGAUCACAUGUAUCAUGUGAGAAAGUUUGAAGAGAUGUAGAAGAAUCAAAUUCCUAAAUUGAUUCCCCAAAGGCCAAUGAGUGCCUAGGCAAAGAAGGUGAAGACUCACCAAGAAAAACAUAAGUACUUAAAAAAAAAAGAACCCUCUCAAAUCAUACCUAAGCCAUAAGCAACAUCCAAAAAUACUUCAAAUGCCAUUACGCUUGGAUAAACAUAUAUAUCUGAAUCUAUCCCUGUGAUACAAUCUAAUUUAUUGGUUUCUGGUUCAGAUGUAUAACUCCCUAAAUAACCUAAUAGUUCUAAUGUAUGUAAAAAAUAAACACCAAAAGAACAGCACAUCAACAAUAAGCCCCAACAACUUAAGGCCAUAGACUAACCUGUCAAAAAGGAAGUUUAUGGUCUUUUUGAUUGGGAAGACGAAAUUGAUGGGUAAUUUUAUAUUAAAGAAGCUAUCUAAUUACAAGAAAAAAAUAAAAGACUUCAAACAGCUGAAUAAACUAACAGGGAAUAGUUUCUACAAAAAGUAAAGACUUAGAAUGCAUUAUCUCCUAAAGAAGAAAUUCUGAGGCAAUAACAAAUUGAAAUUCAAUAAAAACAAAUGAAAUUGGAAUAGUUAAGAUAGAAUAACAAGGUGGAAUAAGAAAUAGUAAAGACAACAGAGCAAGAAGAUGAUUAUGGCAAUGAUUUUGAGGAUGAGGAUCAAAACAUAAGGUAGCCUAUUCAUUAGGAGGAGGAUGAUUAUGGGAAGGAUGAAUUUGAAGCAUAUGAUGAGGGUAGGAUGCCUGACGAGAAGGAUAAAGAAAAGUAAUAAUAGAAACAAAGUGAAGUUGUGAACAAAAAAUAAUUAAUUCCGCAUAAAACCAAUACAGAUUCCAAAAGCACCUUAACCCAAAACUCUAAGAAAAGAAAGAAGUUUAUGUAUAGACCAAAAAAUGCCAAAGAAAGGAAAUAGGAGUUGGUAGGAAUGAGGGAGGAUCUCGAAAAGAAUAUGAUUUAAAAUGAUCCUGCUUCUGCUUAGUUAUACAAUUUAAUGUAAGAUUCCAAAGAGAAGGAAAAACUCAUGAUUGAGGUUAAUACGAAGAGGAAAGAUGAGUUGGCUUUGGCUCGUCUAACGUUGCAACAAUUAUAAGAAAAAAUAGAUUAAUAAUUACACAUCAUCGAUGUAAUAGGAAUUUUAAUAUCAUUAGGAUUUGGAUAGAAAAGAAAAUUAUGCUCAAUAGAUUAUUGAAAAACUCAAGGAAAAUAGAAACAAGUAAUAAUAAUAAUAUGAUAAUGAGAUUGAAAAAUUCUUGGCUUGUAAAGUGAUUGCAAGAUUGCUCAAAGGCAAGAAGGAUAGAAGAUUGUAUUUAGAGUUAAGACGUUAAAAGUUCAUGAAUAUGCUCAAAUAAUGA
Molecule: messenger RNA, 1483 nt
Organism: Paramecium octaurelia
Lineage: Eukaryota; Ciliophora; Oligohymenophorea; Peniculida; Parameciidae
Source: the annotation of a GenBank genome assembly